AUGGACGUCUGUCUGUGGCUGGGCGCAGAGGAGGGAGUUUGCACUAUCACGCACACAACGACAGAGAAGAAGACUGCAGCAACGGCGUUUACAACAACCAGAAAAGGACUCGCACCAAUGAAGCGGGGAGGGAACGCUGUGCGGCUGGUUCUUUUGGCGCUUGUGGUGACUGUGAUGGUGAGUUUUUUUGCACCGCACGCCAUGGCCCAAGAUGUGAAAAUGGAACAAUCUAUGGAACUUGACGUGAAAACAUUUCACGGUGUUGUGGACAAUCCAUCGAAGCAUGUCUUUGUUCUCUUUUACGCCCCAUGGUGCGGCCACUGCCACCGCCUUAUCCCCAAAUGGGAGGAAUUGGCAGCUGAAGUGAAGGAAAUGAAAGACGUUGUCAUUGCCCACAUUGACGCAUCCAAGCACAGCGAGAUUGGAGGAGAGUACAACGUGCGUGGAUUCCCGACGCUGCGGCUUUUUACAAAGGGAAACAAGGAGGGCUUACCGUAUCAGGGUCCGCGCGACGUGUCUGCGUUGAGGAGUUUCCUCAAGAGCGCCAUUUAG
Messenger RNA from Trypanosoma rangeli, 552 nucleotides. RefSeq names its product protein disulfide isomerase. Gene Ontology annotation, molecular function: protein disulfide isomerase activity. Bases 1 to 552 code for a protein of 183 amino acids. The transcript has a single exon. Gene Ontology annotation, cellular component: endoplasmic reticulum. The record is from RefSeq and is a predicted model, not a curated record. Lineage: Eukaryota; Euglenozoa; Kinetoplastea; Trypanosomatida; Trypanosomatidae. Gene Ontology annotation, biological process: protein folding.